Molecule: messenger RNA, 996 nt
Organism: Hibiscus syriacus
Lineage: Eukaryota; Viridiplantae; Streptophyta; Magnoliopsida; Malvales; Malvaceae
Exons: 8
Coding region: 58-846 (262 amino acids)
Source: RefSeq, a predicted model, not a curated record
UUUGGGUUGAAACCUGGUGGAAAAGCGAAACGAGGUAAGCAAACGAAGAAGGUGGAAAUGGAGCAACCAUCUUCACCAGGAACGGACCCAGUUGAGCUAAGGAACUCCAUGGAAGAGCUUUUGAAGUUCACUCUCCAAUCUCACCUCAAUUCAACUCUUGAACUUGAUAUUGGCCUCUCUAAGCCAUUCUGCACAUCUCUCCUCAAUCACACAAGCCCCAUCUCCCCGAAUGCCACAGAAGCCUCUCAGAUUCAUUUGUACAAACAGUUGGCUCGGGCUUUAUACGAAAUCAUUACUUUUGGAUCAUCUGAGUGUGAUAAAGUGGCAUCGUUUUUUCAAGGAAGUGACUUGAAGCACAAAGAAGAAUGGGUUGAUUUAGCUCAUAAAGAAGGAUCUCAAUUGACUGAGAUUUUGAAGAACAUUAAUUUUGAGCUUCAUGUUCAAGAGCCUUUCUUCACUCAAUUAAAAGAUGGCAUCAAAACAAUUGAAGGAAGAUGUGCUGUUGGUGACUAUAAUAGAAUUGCAUCUGGAGCUUUCAUCCUCUUCAACAAAUGCUUGGUACUUGAAGUUCAGGCUGUUCAUCAUUAUGCUUCAUUUUUUGAGAUGUUGGAAGCAGAGACUCUGGCAAAGGUCCUUCCCGGAGUUAAAACAAUACAUGAAGGUGUUCAAGUUUACAGAAAGUUUUACACAGAAGAGAAAGAAAUGGCCAAUGGUGUAGUUGCAAUUGGUGUUACUAAAGUAGCUGCUCAACCCUACCUUUCGUUGGCCAGAUUACUAUCGGGGUUGAAAUACGAUGGUAUUCUAAGCCUUAUAAAUCAAGAGCAUCUUGAUGGAUCAAUGUCAUGAGAACUUCAUGCCAUAACUCAAAUACAAGUCAAAUGCAUAACGUUUUCAUUGUCUUAUACUUGACUUUGUUCUAAAAUCUUUCAUUUUCUUGAAAGACCUAUAUCCGACAUUAGUGGCGAAUGUAAGUAUUGUUCAGGGUGAACACGUAUG